AGCGGGGGCGCGGCGGGAGGAGAGCGCUGCUAGCGUAGCCAGAGUCCCGGCUCCACUUCCCGCCACAGACGCUGAGAGGGUGCCCGGGGUCAGACCUGCCAGACGGCACUUGACCAAUGAGCAAGGUGGCGAGGUCAUCAAGUGAGUCAGACGGGCAGCUCUGGGAAACAGAAGAGGAUGACAUGACAGAAGGUGAUUUAGGGUAUGGCCUCAGAAGAAAACCCGGUAGUAUUUAUGAAGUAGAAGUUUCACAAAGGUCUAGAAAAAAAUCAGAUGGAAAGAAUUUUAGCCCUCCUCCAUUUCCGAGAAAGGGAGAAGAAAGAAGUGAAGCAAUUUUUCAGUAUUCCGUGCAUAAGAUCUUGCAAGAUACACACCCUCAAGUGACCAGAAUUUCCAAUUACAGACAACAAAGUAACAUUGCACCAGUAGAUUCGAAUGCAGAACUGUCAAAUGAAGAAUUAAGGCAAUGUCUUCAUGAAACUUUAGAGGAGGUAGAAAUUUUAAAAGCUGAACUUGAGGCAUCUCAAAGGCAACUCAGAGGUAAAGAGGAAGCACUGAAAAUUCUUCAAAGCAUGGCAAUACUUGGCAAAGCCACAAGUCAUACGCAGGCAGUGCUUCAAAAAACUAUGGAACAAAAGAGAUCCUUGGAGAAGGAGAUAAAUGCCUUGCAGUGGGAAAUAGAAUUUGAUCAUAAUAGAUUUAAAAAUAUAGAAGAAUCUUGGACCCAAAAAUAUGACAGGUUUCUGGGAGUUAGACUUCAUAUUGAAUACUUUCUCAUAUGGCCCUUCCUAGUUUUGAAUCAACGGUAUUUGGAGGCCCUCGCCAUGCUUGAUAUCAAACAGCAGAAGAUGGCUCAGGAAAACAUGUGCUGUGAUAAAAGUGGCUUUGCAGAGGCUUCAGGUCUGGAGCUUGCAGUCCUCGGAGCCUGCCUUUGUCACGGGCCUGGAGGGAGCCCCUGUUCUUGUGCCAGAAUGGCAGCGUCCACUCGGAAACUGCUUCUUCAGCUCAAACUAGAGUUUAGACAAGUUUUCAAAAGAUCUCUAUCAUCAAAGAGUAAGAAGACCUUUGGGCAGAGACUCUUGGGUAUGCUGCCUUCAGAAAACAGUUCUAAGAGGAUGGAAGAUCAGGACAGUCCUCAGGAGGUCCUUAAGAUGCUCAUAGAUUUGCUGAAUGAUAAAGAAGAAGCUUUGGCUCAUCAAAGAAAAGUUAGUUACAUGCUUGCUCGGGCAUUAGAAGACAAAGACACUGCCUCAAAAGAGAAUGAAGAAAAAAAUCCUAUGAAAGAGAAUUUCCCUUUCAACAACGCUUGGCAUAAGACUUCAGAAUUGUCUGUUUUAGGUGAUGCUGUACAUUCAAGUAUUCACAUUUUAAAUUCUAUGGGCUGCAUGUGUUCAAUCCAGCACUCUCAAAUAGAUACAAACUACAGAACUCUGAAAAGAUCCCAUUCUUUGCCAUCAAGUAUCAUAUUUUAAAGACAAGCCAGUUGAAAUUAAUUAGAACUGAGUUAUUUAUAUUAAGAGACUCUGAAAAAGGAUUGGGUAAAUGAUGCUGCAUCUUGAGAAGUUGUAUGUUUCCUAGGUAUUUCUAAAUUUUAGGAGGUAGUUUAAAUAUUUUCUACAUUUUUUCUUUUGUUUUUUUUGAAAUGGAGUCACACUGUGUCGCCCAGGCUGGAGUGCAGUGGCAUGCUCUUGGUUCACUGCAACUUCUGCCUC
This is a messenger RNA of Cebus imitator (Panamanian white-faced capuchin), 1712 nucleotides long. It is a transcript of the gene CCDC125, whose product is annotated as coiled-coil domain containing 125. The record is from RefSeq and is a predicted model, not a curated record. Lineage: Eukaryota; Metazoa; Chordata; Mammalia; Primates; Cebidae. The transcript has 11 exons. Gene Ontology annotation, biological process: negative regulation of Rho protein signal transduction; negative regulation of cell motility. Bases 117 to 1472 code for a protein of 451 amino acids. Gene Ontology annotation, cellular component: cytoplasm.